AUGUCUGGAAACGAGAACCCGCUGGCGUAUGGCCGCUACUACGGCGAGCGAGCAGAAGGCGACAGCAGCGAGCGCGGACUGGGCGACUCAGCGCGAGGUUUUCUGUCUGACGGGGUGAAGAAGUUCAAGGACCACUAUGGGAGCAGCCAGCAACAGCAGCAAGGCGCCGGGUACGCGGGGCACGGGCAGGGGCAGGCGCAGCCGUUCCAGGGAAACUACGGCCCUCCACCGCAACAGCCACAACCACAACCACAACAACCACCACCACCACAACACAGCCAGUACUCCCAGGAUGCAAAGCAGGACAGACUGUCCGGCUUCCUAGGCAAGUUUCAGAAUACCGUGUCGGACGUCGGCGCCCAGCUGGCUCAGAAGAUUGGCACCACCCUGGAUGCCGAUGGCUACUCGCAGUAUGGACCCAAACCCACCGAUCACCGCUUCAAGAGCUUUGCACCGCCCAGGGAAAACAACGACGUCAAGUGGCACGUCGAUGGCUUCACCUAUUUCUGGGCCGUCUCGCAGGCUCUCGAGAGCGCGAAAGAAUCCAUCUGGAUUCUAGACUGGUGGCUUUCUCCUGAGCUAUACCUGCGACGUCCGCCAGCAAAGAACGAGAGAUACCGCCUCGAUCGUAUGCUCCAGGCUGCUGCCCAGCGAGGCGUGCGCGUAAACAUCAUCGUCUACAAAGAGGUCGAAAAAGCACUGACGUUAUGCUCGGAGCACACAAAGCGCGAACUAGAAGCGUUGCACCCCAACAUUCUAGUCUUCCGCCAUCCAGACCACCUUCCGGACGCCAAUGAAAUCAAAAGCGACCUCACUGCCUCCUUCCAACACCUGUCUCUCGACAGCCCAAGUCUUUCGAAACUUCCCAGUGAUACCAUCAAAGCAUUUUACGGCACAAAGGGGGAUACGGUUUUAUUUUGGGCACACCACGAGAAACUGCUUCUUGUGGACGGCAAAAUUGCUUUUAUGGGUGGCCUUGAUCUUUGUUUCGGCCGCUGGGACACUAACCAGCAUGCUAUUGCAGACGUGCAUCCCGGCGACCUGCAGGAGAUUGUUUUUCCUGGCCAGGACUACAAUAACGCACGCGUACUUGAUUUCCAGGACGUGGCGCAUUGGGAGCAGAACCAGCUAAAUAGAAAAGUAACUAGCCGUAUAGGAUGGUCGGAUAUCUCUAUCAGCCUACGUGGACCAGUGGUGGAAGAUCUGCGACGGCACUUCGUAGAUCGCUGGAAUUACAUUUACGACACCAAAUACUAUGCCCGCAAUGAGACAAAGUAUCAGAAAUUGAGUCUCUAUCGACAAUAUGGCGGCCAGAGCCAAGGUGGUGCUUCUGCUGGACCUACUACUCCAGUUCCGGCAGGACAACAACAACCACCACCACCACCCAACCAAGGCCAACUAAGUCAGGAACCGCAUUGGCAGCAACCGCAACAGCAGCAGUCGCAGCUGCAGCCACAAUGGCAAGGAGGCCAACCAUCAUACCCGCCAACCCCUGGAAGUCAUGGACAGCAGCAACCGCAAUGGCAAAGCCAACAACAACCUACCGGACAGCUCUCUUACCCACCGCCUCCCAGCAGCCAAGAACAGCAGCAACAGCAAACACAGUGGCAAAGCCAACAGCCCUCAGCUACACAGAGUUAUCCUCCUCCUGCCAGUAGCCAAGGAAAUGAAGGGCAACAGCAGCAAUUAUCAUAUUCUCAACAACAACCACAUUGGCAAGGUCAACAGCAAGCCCCCAGCCAAAGCGAGUAUAACUCUAGUACGAGCGCUCAGUUAGGUGGACAGUAUUUCCCCCCACCACCACCAGGUCCGCCCCCAUCUCACACUGGCGGCGACCAUUCAAGCCAGACUCAGAUUAACCAGGACCCCUCUCAUUCAGGGUUUGGCUCUGGCCAAUACAGCUCCCAAACUUCAAACCCGUCACAGGCACCGUACUUUGCCCCGCCUCCAAUUCAAGAAUCACAGCAUUCUCAGACCCGAGGCUUAUCUGAGGGAGGGGAUCUUUCACGAGGUUACACCGACAAUCAGUCAAGCUACAAUUCUGAAUACCAAGGAAAUGGUCGAUCCACUACGCAGAAUAUCAUGAGCGAUGUUAGAGGCCUUGGCCACUCGCUUCGUGGCCAGCUUGCCGGCCAAGUACAUCAAUACCAGGAUCGGUACAUUACUAAUUUGGGACGAACAUAUGGCAAUCAGUGGUGCCAGGUUGUGCGAAGCUGUUCCAAGUGGAGUGCGGGUAUUCCGACUGAGCAUUCUAUCCAGGAUGCCUACAUUGCUGCCAUUCGCAACAGCCAGCAUUUUGUAUACAUUGAGAACCAGUUUUUCAUCACUGCCACUGGGGAUGAACAAAAGCCUGUACAAAAUAAGAUCGGUGCCGCCAUCGUGGAACGUGUCUUGCGUGCGGCUCGGGCUGGACAGAAGUACAAGAUCAUUGUCGUUAUCCCUGCGGUUCCUGGAUUCGCAGGCGAUCUGAGAGAUGAUUCGUCUCUUGGAACGCGAGCAAUCAUGGAAUUCCAGUAUAAUUCGAUUAAUCGAGGCGGACAUAGUAUAAUGGAGCUCAUUGCUAAGGAGGGGUAUAAUCCAAUGGAUUAUAUCCGAUUCUAUAACCUCCGCAAUUAUGAUCGGAUCAACACUAAUAGCACGAUGGUGCAGGCCGAAAAAGCUAGCGGUAUAAACUAUGAAGAUGCUCGUAAAUAUCAUGAUGCCGCGGAGGUUGGCUAUGGUGGUUAUGGUCCUGGAGCACCUGGGGGCUUUGAUACUACCCGACCCUAUGACCAAUAUCAAAAGGCAGCCUCAGCCCACCCUUCAGCCACCUCUGGCCGUUGGGACUCGGUCAGCGAGUGCUACAUGCUUGGUGGUGAAGACAUUCGCAAAGUUCCAUGGGAUAGUGACCUACCCGAAAUCGAUGCUUUCGUUAGUGAAGAGCUUUACAUUCAUAGCAAGGUUUUGAUCGCCGAUGACCGUAUUGUUAUUUGUGGCUCGGCCAAUUUGAAUGACCGAUCUCAGCUGGGGACUCAUGAUUCUGAGAUUGCUCUUGUCAUCGAGGACCCCACGCCCCUCGAGUCACAAAUGGAUGGCCAACCAUACCGGGCCAGUAAAUUUGCAGCUUCGUUGCGGCGGGAGUUGUUCCGUAAACACCUUGGUCUACUCAAGCCGCAGGACUACCACCGGGCAAACGCCAACUGUGAACCGGUCGGUGUUCCAAACGAGACUGAUUUGAGUUCACCGGAAAGCCAGAUUGUUGCGGAUCCUCUUUCCAACACGUUCCAAAGUUUGUGGAAUUCGCGAGCGCGAACAAACACCGAGGUCUUCCGCAAGGUGUUUAACCCCGUCCCCGAUGACUAUGUCCGCAACUGGAAUGCAUAUAAGGAAUUUUACGAGUACAACUUCCGUAAAGCUGAUGUAGAGGCGGAAGGAAAGCCGGUCGUCAGGCCAGGAAGAUACGAAUGGGGUCAUGUAGUGCGUGACAACUUUGCGCCUGGGCCAGAAGGGGCCCAGCAGGUGAAAGAAUUGCUGAGCCAGGUGAAGGGGACUCUGGUAGAGAUGCCACUAAUGUUUUUGAUUGAGGAGGAUAUCGCGAAAGAGGGACUGACUUUGAAUGCGUUCACUGAGGAAAUCUACACUUAG
Molecule: messenger RNA, 3624 nt
Organism: Talaromyces proteolyticus
Lineage: Eukaryota; Fungi; Ascomycota; Eurotiomycetes; Eurotiales; Trichocomaceae
Exons: 4
Coding region: 1-3624 (1207 amino acids)
Biological process (GO): cell motility
Molecular function (GO): catalytic activity
Source: RefSeq, a predicted model, not a curated record